AUGAACACAGACAGCCAGGAGCACCACGAUAACAUACGCGUUCUUCAGUAUGAGCUCUAUCACAUGAGCAUCUCAGCAUUGGCAUCUGAAGUUGCCGGAGGUGGAUCAUCACAGCAUUCUCCAAUACUCCUGAACCCACUACAGGCAUCGCAUGGUGACGAACCCCCACCGCUCUGUUCGUGUGGCCUGGACGUUUGUGCUUGCCAUACUCUCUCUGAGGCUGGCCAUAUGACAACCAGGACACUUCGACCUCGGUCACCUUUGCCAGUAUGCUCAUGUCACAAUCAGGAGGUAGCAGUCACCUGUCCAAAAUGGUUACCGAUGGCACAACUAAUCCUACGGCAGAUUCGUAAUGAAGUUCGGUUCACGACCACGCUCUCGGUCAUUAUGUUGGUCAUCCAACAACUGCAAAGCAGCACACCCUAUGGGGCCAUCCCAUCUGAAGUGCAAGUCCGAGUGCGACAAAUGAUCGAUCUCAGUGAAGCAGAAUACAGGCUUGGAGUGUGCUGGUUGCUCGAGGAAUCACAUGUGAUGUCACCAUUGGAUGAUGGACGACUGAUGCUUGUGAUGCAGCGAGAUGUAUCCAAUAUUUACACAGGUGGCAAAGUAUAUGGGAGGGUUACAUCCGUGGAGGGCCCACUACCUCAUGCGAAUCAGGCUCAGGCUGCGCGCUGA
Messenger RNA from Suillus discolor, 675 nucleotides. RefSeq lists its product as uncharacterized. The record is from RefSeq and is a predicted model, not a curated record. The transcript is spliced from 5 exons. The coding region runs from base 1 to 675 and encodes 224 amino acids. NCBI's taxonomy places the organism in Eukaryota, Fungi, Basidiomycota, Agaricomycetes, Boletales, Suillaceae.